Molecule: messenger RNA, 1319 nt
Organism: Drosophila rhopaloa
Lineage: Eukaryota; Metazoa; Arthropoda; Insecta; Diptera; Drosophilidae
Gene: Polr1E
Exons: 3
Coding region: 88-1242 (384 amino acids)
Biological process (GO): transcription elongation by RNA polymerase I; nucleolar large rRNA transcription by RNA polymerase I; RNA polymerase I preinitiation complex assembly
Cellular component (GO): RNA polymerase I complex
Molecular function (GO): DNA binding
Source: RefSeq, a predicted model, not a curated record
ACAGUCAGCUGUUGCCUUUUUCUACACGUGCUGCAGUUGAAUUGUUUUUGAACUCGGGAACUAUCCAAUAUAUGUAUAUUUAAAAAUAUGGAAGAUAAAAUACAAAUAGAGUCCGUUUGCAAUCACAAAAGAGACGAGCACUUGCCCACUAUAUUGAAAUUUCAGAAUGGAUCACUUUUGGGCACCGCCGAUUUUUGUACCGUGGAGAGCACUACGGAUCGAAAGAAGCAAGCACUGGUAGUGGCCGGAAAUCAGGUGUACUCAGGUGACCUGCAGGAUAGCCAAGAAUUCGACACCUACAUCUGCCUGAGGAACAAAUCCACCAACAAAGUACAAAUCGUGCCCGUGCAACAGGCCUUGCUGUCCAAUCACAUUUACAAGGAACUGGAUCGCCAGAAGCGAAAGGUACCCAUGUUGAGCAGGGAGCACGCCAACAAGAAACUGCUCAAGGAGUUUGGUGGACGCAAGGCAUCCCGAUUUGUGGACAACCACGAACAGAUGAAGGUAAACGUGGAGGUCGUGCGUCAGGAUCUGGACGAAACUGUGAAAUCAUCGACUCAGAACGCAGACAAUGAGGAUGAUUCUUUGGCGGAUGUAAGCAUCAGCAACGAGGAAUACCUGGCCUCCAUAGUACCGAAGUUCGACAAGGAGGCCACCGAAUUAAGUGGUGUUUACGAUGUGGCGGAUGUGAUUCCGAGCGCUCUGCUUGAGCGGCUGGACGAGGAGGCCAAAGUGGUGUUCUCAACGCCUGCCCAGACUUUGCCUAUUAAAUCGGAAUACCUUAAGACCUGUUUGGGUCGCAUUCAGGAGAAGACGAGCACAUCCAAGCAAGACUUCCUGCACAUCAAGCUUAUCGUAUACAUGGACGCCUUGCAGUCACUGAUUUCCCUUCGUUCCCGGCAAAUGCAGAAUGUGGAACUCUCUCAGAUCACAGAAAAGAUAGAGAAUGAUAUACGCCAUCGAUUUGCUGAUCCCAAUGUGGCCAAACGCGGAACUCGUACCAAUUUUAGUACUGAAAAGGCGCUUACGCACUUCAUAGUGAUGUCCUUGCUCAUCAGCGAAAAGUACGAGGUGGACAUCAAUGUCCUCUCCCGCGUUUUGGCCACCAGCAAGGAUAAAAUUAAGCAGUACGCUCAUAUUGUGAAUGCCUUGCCGAAAUCCCGUUCAGACAUUCUCAGCUUGCGGCUGCCCAGCAAGGUUCCGGCACUAAAAUUAGCUCGUCGUUUUCAGCGCAAGAAGUAGAAUGAGUUUUCCAAGGUUACCUCCUCCAUCGAUUAAACAAAACCGGAGGCGGGUCAAUAAAGUUUAUUUUAUCCAGA